AUGGCCUUGAGGCAGAUGCCAGAUAUUGUCAGCAGAAACUGCAACAGAAAAUGUGUUUAUGGAGACACAAGAAUCUGUCAUUUCCACUUUGAUGUCCAUGCGUACCAGACCUUGUCCAGGGCGUGCUACGAUUGCCCGAGGAACACCACGGACUGUCAUCGGCCGGAGUGCAUUCCUGGGGAUGGCUUCAAACGGCGCAUCUUGGUGGUCAACAAGCAGAUGCCGGGACCACCCAUUCAAGUGUGUCAAGGUGACCGUGUAGUAGUGGAUGUCAAAAACUUAAUGUACAGUGGAGGCCUAACUGUACACUGGCAUGGCAUCACCAUGGAAGGACCUCGUUCCUCUCGUGGUCGUAAGAAAUCUGGCACUCCUCAUAUGGAUGGUGUUCCUGCUAUCACACAGUGUCCCAUUCACUCUGGGGCAACCUUCAGAUAUUCCUUUUAUACCCCAGAUGCUGGCACACACUUCUACCAUGCACAUACAGGUUGGAGCAUGGGGCUGGCUUGCAUGUAG
This is a messenger RNA of Homarus americanus (American lobster), 513 nucleotides long. RefSeq names its product L-ascorbate oxidase-like. The transcript has 5 exons. The coding region runs from base 1 to 513 and encodes 170 amino acids. Gene Ontology annotation, cellular component: plasma membrane. Gene Ontology annotation, biological process: iron ion transport. Lineage: Eukaryota; Metazoa; Arthropoda; Malacostraca; Decapoda; Nephropidae. Gene Ontology annotation, molecular function: copper ion binding; oxidoreductase activity. The record is from RefSeq and is a predicted model, not a curated record.